AUGUCAGAAGCUUUUACUAGUGUCAUUCUAGAGUCUAGGGCCAAGCCGUUGAUAACUAUGGUGGAAGAAAUUAGGACCUACAUGAUGGAAAGAUGGGCUACCAAUAGGACAAGGUUUCAAAACAUGGUAGAUGUUGAAGUGUUAUCCAAUAUUAGAAGGAAAAUUGAAAAAACAAGCACAUAUACAAACUUUUGGCUUGUCAAGAUGUUUGAUGAACACAUCUUUGAAGUGAGGCACCUUGAAAACCAAGUAGAUAAGUUUUCAGUAAAUUUGAAGGAACACCUAUGUUCAUGUAGAAGAUGGGAACUAACAGGUCUACCUUGUGUUCGUGCACUUUCAACUAUGAAGAGUAGAAACCAUAUGGUUGAUGACUACACCCCUGAGUAUUACAGGAAAUCAAGAUAUAUGGAAGUCUACAAACAUGUGAUUUAUCCUGUAAUUGGCUCAAAUUUGUGGGUUAUAAUAGAGUAUCUUGAUGUGCAAUCACCUAAGUAUAGGAAAAUGCCUAGAAGGCCAAAAAAGAGGAGGAAUCUAGAGCAAGGCGAGAUUGAUGCCUCUGAUCGCAAAAUGAGAAGAACUUGUUUCAUUGUCAAGCGUAGUAGAUGUAAGAAACCAGGUCACAACAAAAUUACUUGUAAGGUGACACUAGCUAGUCAACAAGCACUUACUCAAGCAUCCCAACAAGCACUUACUCAAGCAUCCCACAAGUACCUACUCAUGCAUCCCAACAAGCAUCACAACAAGCACCCCAACAAGUUACUCAAGCAGCUACUCAAGCAUCCCAAUAGUUAA
Messenger RNA from Lathyrus sativus (Indian pea), 792 nucleotides. The record is from the annotation of a GenBank genome assembly. Lineage: Eukaryota; Viridiplantae; Streptophyta; Magnoliopsida; Fabales; Fabaceae.